UACGCUGCUGGUGAUCAUCUUGCCGUGGUACCGCGCAACCCUUUGUGUCUUGUCGAUCAACUCUGUGCAUUGCUGAAAGUGGAUCCUGAACAGUUAAUUCGCUUCUCGAAUUCAGUUGGUUUGCCCGUCAAGGCUGGCUUUCCAACACCGUGCAGCUAUAGGACGGCAUUUACACACUACUUCGACAUCACCUCGCCUCCUCGGUUUCCGCUUUUGCGGCAGCUGGCAGUGGCUACGUCCAGCGAGACGGAAAGGGGCCUUCUUCAGCUGCUUGCAUCUGGCACAGAAGCGGGAAAUGCAAAGUACGAACAGUGGUUUGGGACAGAACGUCGUCAUCUAGUUGACCUUCUGGAGUAUCUUCCCUCUUGCCGUCCGGUAGUGAAGGACCUCUUGAAUCUCCUGCCUCGUUUGCAACCCCGAUAUUACAGCAUUGCCUCCUCACCGAGACUGUUUCGCGACAGCGUUCACCUCGUCGUCGCUGUGGUGAAGUACACGACACCAUUAGGUCGUUUACGGUUCGGUGUGGCCUCCGACUGGCUUUCUCGCCUCCCCACGAUGUCGUCCUCACAUCUGGUCCCAGUCUUUCUGCGUCGUUCUGAAAUGCGCCUUCCCCGAAAUCCACUCAUUCCGAUAAUCAUGAUUGGUCCAGGCACUGGUCUGGCCCCCUUUCGUGGUUUUCUUCAGGAGCGUUCCUUCAUAAAAUCAAAAGGCGGUCGGCUUGGUGAGGCCAUGCUCUUCUUCGGUUGUCGUCAUCGGUCACAGGACUUCCUUUUUUCCGACGAACUCUCUCAAGCCGUCUCUGCGGGUGUGAUUACCGACCUGCAGUGCGCCUUCUCAAGGGAUCAGCCCUCCAAAGUCUAUGUGCAGGAUAAGAUGCUCGAGUUGUCAACAAAGAUCUGGAGGCUGCUAAGCCGUGAAGAUGGCAUGAUAUUUAUCUGUGGGUAUGUGUGUGCAGUGAAAUGCAUUGGCAUUCUGAUGUCUGUAUAUCCUUUGACUACGGGACUGUGCUUGUGA
Messenger RNA from Dibothriocephalus latus, 1014 nucleotides. NCBI's taxonomy places the organism in Eukaryota, Metazoa, Platyhelminthes, Cestoda, Diphyllobothriidea, Diphyllobothriidae. The record is from the annotation of a GenBank genome assembly.